AUGCAAGUCAACAACCCCGUACCCGUGCCAAAAGGCACGCCAGAGCACGAGGCCAAACGUGCUGCUGUUCUCAAAGCACUCGCCGACAAAGUGCCCGCAGAGUUCUGCCUGGGUCCUGAAUUCUUCAAAGAUACUCCUCUAGAUGUCACCAAAAUCCCUGCUACCUGUGGUAUCCUCACGGACGAAGAAGUAGCCAUUACAGAAGACUAUGAUGCAACUGGCCUAGCUGAGGCUAUUGCCAGACGCAAGUAUACAUCCGUGGCUGUUGCUAGAGCCUUUUGCAAGCGCGCAAUUAUCGCCCAUCAGCUUACCUGUUGUCUUACCCAGUGGUGUUAUGAUGAGGCUAUACAGCAAGCUACGAAACUAGAUGAGUAUUUAACUGAGCAUGGCACCACGAUAGGUCCGCUCCAUGGUGUACCCAUCAGUAUCAAGGAUCAUAUUCCUUUGGCCGGCACUUUUGCCUCGGUGGGCAUUCUGGCUACGGCCGAGUAUGAUCAGCAUGACUCUCCCCUUCCAGCAGUCCUUCGCAAGGCCGGUGCUGUCUUCUACUGUAAGACAAACCAACCCCAAGCCCUAAUGCAUGGCGAAAGCGACUCACCUUGGGGCCGCGCCCUGAACCCGUUCAACACCAAUUUGACACCUGGAGGUUCUAGUGGUGGUGAAGGAGCCUUGAUUGCUAUGAAAGGCUCGGUCCUCGGCAUUGGAACCGAUAUUGGUGGCAGUAUUAGGAUUCCUGCUGCGUUCAGUGGUAUUUAUGGAUACAAGCCAACAAGUGGUAUCCUGUCGACAAAAGACUUGGUACACGGGCCUAUGGUAGCUGAACUCACUGUCUUGGCCAAUGCCGGUCCUAUGUGUCGAUCUGCACGGGAUAUGGAUCUCUUCAUGCGUAUUCAGCUUGCUGUCAAGCCGCAUAUCAGAGACCUGACACUGGUCCCAACGACAUGGACUGGAUUGUCGACACCACUGAGCAUGACCCUUGGUAGCCCACUCAAAAUUGGCAUCAUGACACACGAUGGCUUCAUUCAGCCUCAGCCACCUCUCAAGCGUGCCCUGUCAUGGGCUAGUACUCUUCUGUCAGAUCCUCGACUAUCAGGGAUUAUCGAAGUCAAGCCAUUCCUGCCUUACGGCGUGAAACAAGCAUGGGACGAGCUCCUACAAGCCUACUCCCCUGAUGGCGGCAUUCCAACUCGUGAAGCUGUUCUCGCAACAGGCGAGCCAAUCUAUCCCCUGACAGAAUGGAUCUGGAAGACUGCCGCUCCCAAAGGCAUGCUUACUGCCGGUGAAAUGGCUUACGUACGCAAAGCAUGCCUCGACUUCCGACAUGCCUUUGCAGAGGAUUGGGAGCGCCAGGAUGUCGAUGUUAUCCUUUGUCCCACUGGCGUUGGUCCGGCCACGACUCACGACACAAAUUUCUAUCUUAUGUAUACAGCUCUGUGGAACUAUCUUGACUGCCCCGGUUUGGUGUUCCCUACAGGGCUCAAGGUUGAGGAGGGCGAGAAAUACGACGCGGAUUAUAAGCCUCUAGGACCUGAGUGCGCUCAUGUGAAAGACCUCUGGGAGAGUGGUAAUUUCACAGGAGCUCCUAUCAACCUUCAGCUUGUGGGGAGGAGAUAUCAUGACAAUCAGCUGUUCGGUGCUUUGAAGCUGCUCCAGGGCGCCCUUGGGCUUGAAUGA
Molecule: messenger RNA, 1674 nt
Organism: Fusarium subglutinans
Lineage: Eukaryota; Fungi; Ascomycota; Sordariomycetes; Hypocreales; Nectriaceae
Product: general amidase
Exons: 1
Coding region: 1-1674 (557 amino acids)
Source: RefSeq, a predicted model, not a curated record